UCAUCAUUUUGUAUUCGUGAUCUAAUUUGGCACCAUCAAACAUGAUCCAAAAGAUCUUCUGAAAAGAUUUUCAAUUCAUUCUAAGAGCGAACUUGUCUCAAUAACAGUUCAACGACUUUUCAGCGAAUUUUUCUUUAAGCAAUGAACGGAUUCAAAUUCGGUCCUUUUGACGAAAAUCCUCUGGUCUUUGAUAAGGCUUUCGUGGGAGGAAAAUGGGUGGACUCAUUAUGUGGAGACACUUUCGAAGUCAUCAACCCAGCCAAUGGAGAAGUACUCGGAUCAGUUCCUGACAUGGAUGAGGUUGACACUUUGGAGGCGAUUGAGAGAGCACAUAGAGCUCAGAGGGAAUGGGGAGAGAGUACUUUGAAGGAGAGAAGUGGUCUGCUUAGGAAGCUGUUCGGCCUGGUGGCCACCAACACCGACCACCUCACCCAACUUGUCACUCUAGAGGGGGGUAAGCCUCUAUCUGACUCUCGGGGGGAGAUUGUGAAGGCGAAUGUGUUCCACGAGUGGUACUCGGAGGAGGCGAAGAGGGUGGGAGGGGAGUGCAUGUUGGGGGUGCAGAAGAAAGACAGCCAACUGCUCUUCCUCAGGCAGCCAAUCGGAAUCGCCGCCCUCAUCACACCUUGGAACGCGCCCCUGCAGAUGAUCUCGCGGAAGGCGGCCGCCGCCCUGGCUGCGGGUUGCUGUGUCAUCGUCAAACCAGCAGAGGACACGCCCCUAUCUGCACUCGCUCUGGCACACCUCAUCAACCUAGCUGGAUUUCCACCGGGUGUGUUCAAUGUAGUCACGUGCAGUCGUGACAAGAUGCGACGGGUGUCUGGGGUGUUGUGUGACAGUCCACUGGUCCGGAAACUCUCAUUCACAGGAUCCACAGUAGCAGGAAAGUGGUUGUACGAGCGAUGCAGUCAAACGGUUAAAAAACUUUCGUUGGAGCUCGGAGGAAACGCAGCCUUUAUAGUUUUCGAAUCUGCCGAUUUAGAAAAAGCUGUUCAAGCAUGUACUGACUCCAAGUUCAGAAACGGAGGCCAAACAUGCAUCUGCGCCAACAGAAUUCUAGUUCAGGAUUCAAUUUACGAUCAAUUUUGUCAAAAGCUGGAAGAAAAAGUGAAAAAUAUCAAAAUGGGCCCCCCUAUCAAUUCCAAAAACAGUCAGGGACCCUUGAUAAACAAAAGAGCAGUGGGAAAAGUUUCGAGACACGUUGACGACGCAAUCGCGCGUGGAGGGGUUCUAAAAAUAGGCGGGAAAGUCGACAGAUCACUGGGCCCCCUUUAUUUUGAGCCGACACUCAUUACUGAAGUUCCAAGCGAUGCACUUGUACAUAGAGAGGAGACAUUUGGACCUCUGGCUGCUAUAACUAGGUUCAUCUUCGAGGAGGAGGCAAUACAAAUAGCCAACAGUGUACAGGCCGGUCUUGCCAGCUAUGUCUUCACAAGGAACUAUGGCCAGGCCCAUAGACUUUCCAAGGCCAUAGAAGUGGGCAUGCUAGGAAUCAAUGAGAUUUCGAUCACACCAGAGCAAGCGCCCUUUGGAGGGAUCAAAGAGUCGGGAUUGGGACGAGAGGGGUCAGUUCAUGGAAUAGAGGAGUACCAGGAAAUCAAGUACUUGAACUUCAACAUGGCAGCAUUUUUGUAAAAUUAACUGUAUUUCAAUCAAAUUUCUGUAGAAAUAUU
Symsagittifera roscoffensis is the source of this 1673-nucleotide messenger RNA. Its product is annotated as glutarate-semialdehyde dehydrogenase-like. Bases 142 to 1635 code for a protein of 497 amino acids. Gene Ontology annotation, biological process: GABA catabolic process. NCBI's taxonomy places the organism in Eukaryota, Metazoa, Xenacoelomorpha, Acoela, Convolutidae. The record is from RefSeq and is a predicted model, not a curated record. Gene Ontology annotation, molecular function: succinate-semialdehyde dehydrogenase (NAD+) activity. The transcript is spliced from 8 exons.